AUCCCAUUCUCCUGUUUCCCGUUUUCCCUGUGGUCGUAGUGAGUGUGUGGAAAGCGGAGUCUGCUUGCUGCCUCCCUGUGAAUUUUGAAGCACAUCAGCGGCCAUGGCUGAACGCCGCGCCUUCGCCCAAAAAAUCAGCAGGACUGUGGCAGCGGAGGUUAGGAAGCAGAUAGCUGGCCAGUAUGUGGGCUCCCCACAACUCUUCAAAAACCUCAACGUUGGGACUGCCACAACCAACACAGCUCCCCUCACAGAGGCGGUGGAGCCGGUGGAUUUUGAGGAGUACCUCAUCACACACCCUCCCAUCGUUGAGUCGGGUCCCCUGAGAGAUCUGAUUGAGUUCCCCCCAGAUGAUAUUGAAGUCAUCCACACACCCAGGGAGUGUCGCACAGUGGCGCAAGCCGUCCCAGAGGAAGGGGACACUGAUGCUCAUGUCAAAGACAGUGUCAGAUCCUACACAGAAGACUGGGCCAUUGUCAACAGAAAAUACCACAAGCUAGGUACAGGCUUUAACCCGAACACUCUGGACAAGCAGAAGGAGCGUCAGAAAGGCCUGCCCAAACAAGUGUUUGAGGCUGAUGAGAUGCCAGACAGCAGCAGCUACCAGGAUGACCAGGACGACCUAAAGCGGCGGUCGAUGUCUAUAGAUGACACCCCACGGGGCAGCUGGGCAUGCAGCAUCUUUGACUUAAAGAACUCCCUCCCUGAUGCCCUCCUCCCUCACCUACUUGACCGUGCCCCCAAUGAGGAGAUCGACAGGCACAACGAAGAGCAGCGCAAGGCCAACCGCCACCGCGAACUGUUUGCUCUGCACCCCGCCCUUGAUGAGGAGGAGCCCAUUGAGCGCCACUGUGUGCCUGAAGUACCCAAAGAACACUUUGGCCAGAGGCUACUCGUCAAGUGCUUGUCCUUGAAGUUCGAGAUCGAAAUUGAACCGAUAUUUGCUAGUUUGGCCUUAUACGAUGUCAAGGAAAAGAAAAAGAUAUCGGAGAACUUUUUCUUCGACCUAAACUCCGAGCAGACAAAGGGGAUGCUGCGUCCGCACAUUCAGACAGCAGCCAUCUCCACGCUGGCACGCUCUGCCAUAUUCUCUAUCACCUACCCCUCCCAGGAUGUCUUCCUUGUCAUCAAGCUGGAAAAGGUACUCCAGCAAGGUGAUAUUGGAGAGUGUGCUGAGCCCUACAUGGUCUUCAAAGAGUCAGAUGCUGCCAAGAAUAAAGAGAAGCUGGAGAAGCUUCGUGGCCAGUCAGAGCAGUUCUGCCAACGUCUCGGCCGCUACCGCAUGCCUUUCGCCUGGACUGCCAUCCACCUGAUGAACAUUGUGAACAGUGCUGGCAGUCUCGAGAGAGAUACGGAGCUGGAGAUGAGCCUCUCAGAGAGAAAAGGCUCAUGGUCAGAACGGAGGAACUCGAGCAUCAUGGGAAGGCGUUCCUUGGAGAGGACCACCACUGGAGACGAGUCAUGCAGUCUGACAGGCUUUAGACCUGCAACACUUACCAUCACCAACUUCUUCAAACAGGAGGGGGACAGACUGAGUGAUGAGGACUUGUAUAAGUUCCUAGCAGAUAUGAGACGGCCUUCUUCAGUGCUGAGGAGACUCAGACCCAUCACAGCCCAGUUGAAGUUGGACAUUUCUCCAGCUCCAGAGAAUCCCCACUAUUGCUUGACCCCUGACCUUCUACAGGUCAAACCUUACCCAGACAGCAGGGUACGACCCACCAGGGAGAUCCUGGAGUUCCCUGCCAGGGACGUCUAUGUGCCAAACACCACAUACAGGAAUCUGCUGUAUGUGAACCCUCAAAGUCUUAACUUUGCCAACCGCCAAGGCUCUGCCCGCAACAUCACAGUCAAAGUGCAAUUUAUGAAUGGAGAGGAUCCAAACAAUGCAAUGCCGGUGAUAUUUGGGAAGUCCAGCUGUGCAGAUUUUGCUAAAGAAGCCUAUACUGCUGUGGUGUACCAUAACAGAUCCCCUGACUUUCAUGAUGAGGUCAAGAUCAAGCUGCCUGCCUCCCUGUCGGACCACCACCAUAUUCUCUUCACCUUUUACCACGUCAGCUGCCAGCAGAAGCAGAACACACCACUGGAGACCCCUGUGGGAUACACGUGGAUCCCCAUGCUGCAGAAUGGGCGUCUGCGAACGGGACAUUUCUGUCUGCCCGUGUCUCUGGAAAAACCACCACAAUCCUACUCUGUUCUCUCACCAGAUGUUCCUCUCCCAGGGAUGAAGUGGGUGGACAACCAUCGAGGAGUAUUCAAUGUGGAAGUGGUAUCUGUUUCAACCAUUCACACGCAGGACCAGUACCUGGAUAAGUUCUUUGCCUUGGUACACGCCCUGGACGAGCACAUGUUCCCAGUCAGGAUAGGAGACAUGCGCAUCAUGGAGAACAACCUGGAGGCCGAGCUGAAGUCCAGCAUUGCAGCGCUCAACUCUUCCCAGCUGGAGCCAGUGGUUCGAUUCCUUCACCUUCUACUUGACAAGUUGGUGUUGCUCGUAGUGCGACCGCCAGUCAUUGCUGGGCAGAUAGUGAACCUGGGCCAGGCGUCCGUCGAGGUCAUGGCAUCCAUAGUGAACCGGCUUCAUAAGUACUUGGACACCAGCCAGGACAUGCAUGGCCGCAACGGCCUGCUGUCCUCUUACAUCCACUAUGUCUUCCGCUUGCCCAGCACUGACCCCAACUCAUCCUCUCCAGGCCCGGGAGGGUUGGGAGGUUCGGUUCACUAUGCCACCAUGGCUCGCUCAGCUGUUCGACCAGCCAGCCUUAACCUCAACCGCUCCCGUAGCCUUAGCAACAGUAACCCUGACAUCUCCGGCACACCCACCUCUCCUGACGAUGAGGUUCGCUCCAUCAUUGGCAGCAAGGGCUUAGACCGCUCCAACUCGUGGGUGCACACCAUGGGCUGUAAGAGUGCCCCCUGGGGAUCCAGCCCUGGGUCCGCUCCAGAAACCAUGCAGGCCAUGGAGCGCUGUGGCAAUCGCAUGUCUUCGCACACUGAGAGCGCCAGUUUCUUGCAAACUUUAACAGGACGGUUGCCCACAAAAAAGCUCUUCCAUGAGGAGUUGGCCCUCCAGUGGGUGGUGAGCAGUGGGAGCGUCAGGGAGGGCGCUCUACAACAGGCCUGGUUUUUCUUUGAACUCAUGGUGAAGAGCAUUAUCUACCACCUUUACUUCACUGAUCGCUUAGAGUCCCCCAGGAAGAACCGUUUUCCAGAACGCUUCAUGGAUGACAUUACAGCCCUGGUCAGCACCAUCGCUGGAGACAUUGUGUCUCGCUUCCAGAAGGACCUAGAGUUGGUGGAGAGACUAAACACAAGUCUGGCCUUCUUCCUCAACGAUUUGCUGUCAGUCAUGGACCGAGGCUUUGUCUUCACCCUAAUCAGGGCAUACUGGAAACAGGUGUCCACAAAGCUUUACGCUCUGCAGAACCCGACCCUGGAGUCUUUGAGGCUUGACUUCUUGAGAAUCGUGUGCAGCCACGAACACUACGUCACCCUCAACCUGCCCUGCAGCCUGCUCACCCCGCCUGCUUCGCCUUCCCCCUCUGUGUCUUCAGCAACUUCACAGAGCUCUGGGUUCUCCACACAUGUCCAGGACCAAAAGAUAGCCAACAUGUUUGAGCUGUCAGUCCCCUUCAGAGAGCAACAUUUUCUGGCCGGACUAGUACUGUCUGAACUGUCUGUAAUACUUGACCCAGACAAUGAAGGGAUGUUUGGCCUGCAUAAGAAAGUGGUGAGUGUCGUUCAUAACCUCCUGUCCAGCCAUGACUCUGACCCACGCUACGCUGAUCCUGAGGUCAAGGCCCGAGUUGCCAUGCUUUACCUUCCUCUCAUUGGCAUCGUUAUGGAAACUCUACCACAGCUCCAUGACUUUACAGAGUCCCAUAACCAGUGGGGUCGGCCAGGCGGUCCGCAGGGUGCAGCGAUGGGCAGCAGUGGAGAAGAGGCAGAGGGAGAGGGUAACAGCUUGAUCAGUCAGACUGUCGCCAUGGCGAUAGCAGGCACCUCCACCCCCACCCCAAUGUCCCGACCAAGCAGCUUCUUGCUCAACUCGCAGGCGAGUCGUCAGCACGGGAGCUUCUCGGCCGAGUCAAGUCGUAGUCUGCUCAUCUGUCUGCUGUGGGUGUUGAAGAAUGCUGACGAGCUGGUGUUACAGAAGUGGUUUACAGACCUGUCGGUGUCCCAGCUUAACCGUCUGCUGGAUCUCCUCUACCUCUGUGUCUCCUGCUUUGAGUACAAGGCCCAUGUUGUGUUCACCAUGCAGGGGAAGAAGGCGUUUGAACGGAUGAACAGCCUGACCUUUAAAAAGUCCAAAGACAUGAAGGCCAAGCUGGAGGAGGCCAUACUGGGCAGCAUCGGGGCCAGACAGGAGAUGGUGCGACGCAGCCGCGGACAACUAGAGCGGAGUCCAUCUGGCAGUGCUUUUGGCAGUCAGGAGAACCUUCGAUGGAGGAAGGACAUGACCCACUGGCGACAAAACAGUGAAAAGAUGGACAAGAGUCACAGAUCAGUCAGGACCAGAGCAGAGCUGGAACAUGAAGCACUUAUUGAUGGUAACCUCGCGACAGAGGCCAACUUAAUUAUUCUUGAUACUUUGGAGAUCGUUGUACAGACAGUAUCAGUGACGGAGUCCAAGGAGAGUAUCCUGGGUGGGGUGCUGAAGGUGUUGCUCCACAGCAUGGCCUGCAACCAGAGCGCCCUCUACCUCCAGCAUUGUUUUGCCACACAGAGGGCGCUGGUGUCUAAGUUUCCUGAACUUCUGUUUGAGGAGGAAACGGAGCAGUGUGCUGACCUGUGUUUGCGAUUGUUGAGGAGCUGCAGCAGCAGCAUAAGUACCAUCAGGGCCCACGCCAGCGCCUCCCUCUACCUCCUCAUGAGGCAAAACUUUGAGAUCGGCAAUAACUUUGCAAGAGUGAAGAUGCAAGUGACUAUGUCUCUUUCUUCGCUGGUGGGAACGUCGCAGAAUUUUAACGAGGAGUUUCUGCGUCGCUCUCUAAAGACCAUCCUCACCUACGCGGAAGAGGACCUGGAGCUGAGGGAGACCACGUUCCCAGACCAGGUCCAGGACCUUGUGUUUAACUUGCACAUGAUCCUGUCCGACACAGUGAAGAUGAAGGAGCACCAGGAAGAUCCUGAGAUGCUGAUAGAUCUCAUGUACAGGAUCGCAAAGGGUUACCAGACGUCACCGGACUUGCGGCUGACGUGGCUUCAGAACAUGGCUGGAAAACACUCGGAGAGGAACAACCACGCUGAGGCUGCUCAGUGUCUGGUGCACAGCGCUGCUCUGGUCGCAGAAUACCUGAGCAUGCUGGAGGACCGCAAGUAUCUGCCUGUAGGCUGUGUCACCUUCCAGGUAAGGAGAGCACUGGAUACAUCUGUAGUAUGCAUGUGGGGUUUGUGACCAGAUGAGGAGGGCAUUUGCUCAGGAAAAUACUUCACUGAGAUCGGCCUUGUGGGACUCCUGGAGCAGGCUGCUUCCUCUUUUUCCAUGGCGGGCAUGUAUGAGGCGGUAAACGAAGUGUACAAGGUACUGAUCCCUAUCCACGAAGCCAACAGGGACGCAAAGAAGCUAGCCACCAUUCAUGGUAAACUACAGGAAGCCUUUGGCAAAAUUGUGCAUCAGAGUACUGGCUGGGAGAGGAUGUUUGGUACGUACUUCAGAGUCGGAAUUUACGGUUCAAAAUUUGGCGACCUAGACGAGCAAGAGUUUGUGUACAAAGAGCCUGCCAUCACGAAGCUGGCAGAAAUCUCUCACAGGCUAGAGGGUUUCUAUGGAGAGCGAUUUGGAGAGGACCAAGUAGAAGUCAUUAAGGACUCCAACCCUGUGGACAAGUGCAAGUUGGACCCAAAUAAGGCAUUCAUCCAGAUCACAUAUGUGGAGCCGUACUUCGACACGUACGAGAUGAAGGACCGCAUCACUUACUUUGACAAGAACUACAACUUGCGACGUUUCGUCUACUGCACCCCCUUCACUCUGGAUGGGCGGGCACACGGGGACCUGCACGAGCAGUUCAAACGCAAGACCAUCCUCACCACCUCCCACGCGUUCCCUUACAUCAAGACACGCAUCAACAUCAUCCACAAAGAGGAGAUUAUAUCCACACCCAUCGAGGUGGCAAUAGAGGACAUGCAGAAGAAGACUCAGGAGCUGGCCUUCGCCACCCACCAGGACCCUGCUGAUGCAAAGAUGCUGCAGAUGGUCCUACAGGGAUCGGUGGGCACAACUGUGAACCAGGGUCCUCUGGAGGUGGCUCAGGUGUUCCUGUCAGAGAUUCCUAGUGACCCAAAGCUGUACCGACACCACAAUAAGCUACGUCUCUGCUUCAAAGACUUCACAAAAAGGUGUGAAGAUGCCCUGCGGAAAAAUAAGAGCCUGAUUGGUCCAGACCAGAAAGAGUACCAGAGGGAGCUGGAGAGGAACUAUCACCGGCUGAAGGAGGCGCUGCAGCCGCUCAUCAACAGAAAGAUCCCCCAGCUUUAUAAACCUGUACUGCAGGUCAACUCCCACAGAGAUUCCUUCAGCAGAAUGAGUCUUCGAAAGCUUGACAUUUGAAGAUGAAGACCACACACACAUAACAGAAAUUGCAAUAUUAAUUUAUUCUUGAGUGUAAAUAGGAGUGUCUUGACGGUUGGUCAGUGUUUCGGACAGCGUGCUAAAAGGAAGGUUAGAAGUGUUGCAGCGUGGUACGUCAUUCCAGUGUCUUAAUUUGUUUACAGACAAACUGUUACACAAUCAGAGGGACAAACAAGUGGAUCUUAAAGAUUAAAGAGAUACCUUGGCAUUUAGAAUUUUUCUUUGCUAUCAAUAUGUCUCACAAGAGGGACACGUCUAUCCUAUGCUACCACUUAAAAAAAAAAAAUAAUGUUGGUCUUCUCUUUUGAAACCAACAGAAUCUGCUGGAUGUAAACUAACAAGCCACUGAAUAUAAGUGCCAAACAACAUUUUUCUGCAGAAAAGCUAUGAUUUUAAAAGUCAAGGUGUCUAUUUAAUUAUGUACCGUGUCAAAAAUCUGUAUUCAAUUUCAUGUGUGCACUUUUUUUAUUUACGGUGUAGCAAUGCAUUUUACAACUUGAAAGUUUAUGUAAUUCAAAACAGUUGGGGGGGGUGAGGAAAAAAUGAAACAUGCAAAAAAUGGUACCAUUAUUUAUCAUGACGCUUUAUCAUUUUAAGUUGAACAAAUGUUUGAAAGUUAGGUACUUUAAACAUCCUUGUAUAAUUUUAUGUAGUUUUGUUUUGUUUAUUUUAAAUAUUUUACUAAAUAAAUAUUUUAAUGUUC
Molecule: messenger RNA, 7271 nt
Organism: Perca fluviatilis (European perch)
Lineage: Eukaryota; Metazoa; Chordata; Actinopteri; Perciformes; Percidae
Gene: dock7
Product: dedicator of cytokinesis 7
Biological process (GO): axonogenesis; positive regulation of GTPase activity; small GTPase-mediated signal transduction
Molecular function (GO): guanyl-nucleotide exchange factor activity
Source: RefSeq, a predicted model, not a curated record